UAUAUAAGAACUGCGGACCGGCGCGCCACACUCUUUGGGUGAUAGCGUCCGGUCCGCAGGUUGCUUCCUGUACCCCGAGUGUGGUUAGCGACCGAGUACUGUUUUUAAUUCGAUUUUUUAAAAUGUGUUUUUAAUUCUUUAUUUCUUAAUUUGAACAAUUUACAAUUUUGGAUCGUGGUCUUUGAGUCCGUAUUUUCGAUCUUCAUGGUCUGAAAUUCAGAAUUUCAAUUUUUGUGUUUUAAGUUGGUAACGAAAAAAUUUUAAGGAGCUUUGAAAAGUCGACGGCAAAUUUCAGUUUUUAAGAAAAAUUGCAAUGUUGGUGCGUCCGUUGCUGCUGCUGCUGCCUGUUGUGGGCUUACUGCUGCAGGCGCAUAGUGGGCAGCCGUUCAUUAUACUAGGUCCUACCACGACGGGUACCACCGCCACCACCGGCACCACCACAACCACCACCGGUACCACCGGCACCCUAGGCACCCUGGGCACCCUAGGUACCCUCACCCUGGGCACCACCACGCUGGGUACCGGCCUCGCCAGCCUCGGGGUGUUGGGAGCCCUCAAGCUCGGGGUGCUGGCGAUUGUGGCGAAGCUGGCGGCGGUCGCUGGCUUCGCGCUGGCCAAGAAGCUUCACUAUUACAGGGAGCCUGUAGAGUACAACUCAUAUAGUGAGUAUCCUGCUUAUGGUCACCAAUACGUGCCCGUAUACUCUGGUUACGGCGGGGGUUACAGCGGGGGCUACGGUGGGGGUUACGGGAGCAGCAGCAGCAGCAGCCACUACCACCGCAAGAAGAGGGAUGUACCCCGUGACUCCCAGACUCGAGCUGAGGGCCAUCAGGACUCAGCUCGCCGUAAAGCUGAAGCUGGAGAACCGAUGAGCGAAGAGCAACAAGCGUUCGCGCUGAGCGAAGAAGAAGCUUUCGCGCUCGUGUCUGAGUCGGACGAGUCGGGGUGCGCUCAGCGGCUCGUGUGCGAGCUGGCGAGGCGAGCAGAGAUGGGGCUGCUCAGUGACGAGCAGAGCAUCAUCAGCCUUAUUCAACAGUCUUCUUUGGGACCGCUUUCUGACCCCUGGGCGAGUUCCCGACGUCCCUACUUGGAGGCGAUGCGGACGGGUUUUCGAGACAGGUCCUGUAGGGUCCUAUACCCGUCUUGUCCCUUCUCGGGGGACCAGAUGAUGGCCCUCAUCCGCUCCAUGGGACGGGAUCUGGUCAACGAACCCAUCAGUUUCCUGGGCUCCCUCCCUGACCAGCAGACUCUCCAUCCUGAGGCUCAUUUAGCUCCUGAACCGAGGAGACAGAAGCAAAUGGGUAAAGUUCUGCCAACAACGGAUCCCAAGGGCAAUGAAGUGGUUGUUCCAGUACGCGGUCCAGCCCAGCGGGUCGUGGAGAAAUUAUGGAAGAAGGAGCGAAAAUCUACUUAUCACAGAAAAAAUUCCCAAUCCGAAAAGUUCGGCUUCAGGCUCGAGGGAUCAGAAGACUGGAAGCCGUUAACAAGAAGUUCGUCUUCCCCGAAAUCGUUCGUCAAGGAGACGAAAGAAGCCAAUCUUAGGAAGCGAGGAAACUCAAAUUUUAUUCCCAGCGAUUUAGACUCAGUAGGUUGGAAGCCAAUUGAUGAUAAAUGGACCCAGGACAUUUCUGCUGUGGAUUUAAAUUCCCAGUCCUCGUUCCGUCGCCGUCCUCGAAGAGGUGCCACUACCCCUUCGGAGGAUGAAAUUUCUCAAGGUUCCACUCUUUCUGAAGAUGCUACUUCUCCGGAAGAGACCAACCUUUCAAGAGUUGCCACUCCAACAGAAGACGCCUUUCUUUUUGAAGGUUUCACUCCUUCGGAAGGCACGGAGUUUUCAGGUCAGGACCACAUCGGUAACCGGCGACCUUAGGAAGACAAGUGUGACCUGAAAUUUUUCCACCACUUAGUCUCUUCCAAAUUAGACUACUUGGUUUUAUUAGACUGUAAUUGGCCGUCAAUUUGCUUAGUAUGAAACAUCUUCUCACCUGCGCGAAUAAACGAUGUUGGUGGUAAACAUCGCGCCACAUUUGGACGGUGAAGCUGCCACUCGUCAGCCACGUGACGGCAUUUGAACCCAGGCGCUUAUGCCGCCCAUACAACAGCCUUAUUAUGUACAUAGUUUUCUUGUUAUUACUGAGGAAUACAUUGUUAUCUAGUAAUUAUUGUUGUUUCGGUUGUUGAAAGAAACCUAGAAAAUGUUUAAUUAUUACCUUUAACGAACAUUCAUUGGCAGCCUAGUGAUUGUCUGAUUAAGCUAUUUAAUCCACAAAUUAUGUUAAUGGCUCUCUAAAGAUUUUAAUUGUACUUUAUAAAAUUUAAAUGUAGAGUCUCA
This is a messenger RNA of Hyalella azteca, 2332 nucleotides long. RefSeq lists its product as uncharacterized. The coding region runs from base 314 to 1870 and encodes 518 amino acids. The transcript is spliced from 6 exons. The record is from RefSeq and is a predicted model, not a curated record. Lineage: Eukaryota; Metazoa; Arthropoda; Malacostraca; Amphipoda; Hyalellidae.